Messenger RNA from Ambispora gerdemannii, 142 nucleotides. The record is from the annotation of a GenBank genome assembly. Lineage: Eukaryota; Fungi; Glomeromycota; Glomeromycetes; Archaeosporales; Ambisporaceae.
AAAAUUAAUGGACUUAGGGAAUUGACAACAAUUCCAACAGUUGGUCUUUCAAAUAUUGCAUUAAAAAUUCGUGCAAAUUCGCGAAAAGGGAGAGGGGAUAACAAUUAUACUCAACGUCAACAAAUUUCAAAUACUCAUGAUU